AUGGAUCGUGAACAGUUUCGAAUUGCGGCCCACUCGGCGAUUGAUGACAUCGUCGGCUACUUUGACUCUGUUCCCGAGCGCCGGGUUGUGCCUGACUUGAGUCCCGGAUACCUACGUCCAUUGAUCCCCGAAAACCCACCUGAUGAGGCAGAGGAAUGGGCAAAGAUCCAAGAAGAUGUCGACACUAAGAUAAAGCCCGGGUUGACGCACUGGCAGUCACCAAACUUCAUGGCAUACUUCCCCGCUGGCGUCACUUACCCCAGUAUUCUGGGGGAGAUGUAUUCCGCGGCAUUUACCGCCCCGGCAUUCAAUUGGCUUUGCUCUCCAGCCUGUACGGAAUUGGAGACUAUUGUUAUGGACUGGGUUGCCAAGGCACUAGCUAUGCCAAAGUGCUUCCUGAGUACCUCUGAGAACCUAGGUGGAGGCGUGAUCCAGAAUAGUGCUAGUGAUUCAAUUGCUACUGUGAUCGUUGCGGCCCGAGAACGACGGGUGCGGGAACUGGUUCUUGCAGAAGGGUUCAAGGAAGGAACGGAAGAGUAUGAGGAGAGGAAGAUGGACCUGCAACCGAGGUUAGUGGCUAUUGCCAGUGAUCAGACGCAUAGUAGUGCAGCCAAGGGCGCAUUGAUCGCCGGCAUACGCUUCCGCAGCGUAAAGACUCGGUUAGAGGAUAAUAUGGAAAUGACAGGUUCAGGUUUGCGCGAGGUUCUCGAGAAGUGCGACAGGGCCGGCCUGACUCCGUUCCACUUGACUAUGACCUUUGGUACGACCAACACGUGCAGUGUAGAUCACUUCGCCGAAAUUAAGGCUGUGCUAAAGGAGAAACCUGCGUGGCAGCGCAUCUGGGUUCAUGUGGAUGCCGCUUAUGCAGGUGCAUCUCUUGUGGCUGAUGAGUGGCAGUACAUCACAAAGGACUUUGCCGAGGGAGUGAGUAGUUUCAACAUGAACAUGCACAAGUGGCUUCUAGUGAACUUCGACGCAAGUGUCCUAUUCGUGCGAAAUCGUCUUGAUUUGACCAGUGCCCUCGACAUCACCCCAACAUACCUGCGCAAUCCCUAUUCCGACAUGGGUACUGUAAUUGAUUACCGAAACUGGUCAAUCUCUCUCGGCCGUCGAUUUCGCGCUCUCAAAAUCUGGUUCGUUAUCCGCAGUUAUGGCCUUAAUGGCAUGAAAGCGUAUAUCCGUAAGACUAUCGGACUCGGAAAUGUUUUUACCGAAUUGAUUCAGGGUCGAUCCGAUAUUUUUGAAAUCGUGACCAAGCCCGCUUUCUGCCUGACCGUUUUCCGGAUUAAGAACCCGCAAGCUUCUCAUGGAGCCGACGGCGCUGUUGUCAUCAGAGAUGAAGGUGCUGAUCGUAUCACCAAGAAAGUAUAUGAAUUGAUCAAUUCUCGGGGUGAGAUCUUCAUUACUGGCACUGUCAUUGAUGGGGUCUUCGUUAUCCGUGUUGUCAGUGCCAACCCGAUGGCCGAAGAGAAGUUUGUGAGAAACGCCUUUGAUAUUAUUGUUCGAACGACGGAAGAAGUCUUGAAGGAGGAAUAA
Messenger RNA from Penicillium taxi, 1536 nucleotides. Its product is annotated as putative aromatic-L-amino-acid decarboxylase. Gene Ontology annotation, molecular function: pyridoxal phosphate binding; carboxy-lyase activity. The transcript is spliced from 3 exons. Lineage: Eukaryota; Fungi; Ascomycota; Eurotiomycetes; Eurotiales; Aspergillaceae. The record is from RefSeq and is a predicted model, not a curated record. The coding region runs from base 1 to 1536 and encodes 511 amino acids. Gene Ontology annotation, biological process: amino acid metabolic process.